This is a messenger RNA of Gadus chalcogrammus (walleye pollock), 2122 nucleotides long. RefSeq names its product emerin (gene emd). The coding region runs from base 161 to 724 and encodes 187 amino acids. NCBI's taxonomy places the organism in Eukaryota, Metazoa, Chordata, Actinopteri, Gadiformes, Gadidae. The record is from RefSeq and is a predicted model, not a curated record. The transcript has 7 exons.
UGUCCAUCGAGUGAAACAAACAUACUCUAUAUUUCAUAGUUAGGCACCAAAAUAGUUGGUUUCGUCUUAGUAGAUUGUGGAUGUAUAAUAUCGUAGUUUGUGUACAUUUCACGCGCUGUUUGACCAAAGUUAGCCUGUUUAAGGAACUCAAAACAACACCAUGUCCACGCUGAGCAACAAAUCCGACCAAGAAAUAAGCGCACUUCUUGAUGAAUAUGGAAUAAAGCACGGACCGAUUGUGGAUUCAACCAGAUCGCUGUACGAAAAGAAGAUACAACAGGCCAUGGGUAAUAAGGGAAAGGCAAAACCAUCCUCCGACAAAACCUUCUACAGAGAAGAGGAGGAAGAAGUUACCUAUUUGAGCUAUAGGUCACCUUCUAUGAGUGAAGGCUAUGGAGACAGGGAACAAUACUCUCAUUCAGGCCAGGAGUACGCUCAAAGGAACCUUCAGGAUGCAAAUCCCUACUUACGAUCAAGGUCUGAGGUCUACAGGAGUCCAGAUGUUGUUGACAAGCACUACGACACACCUUUGACUUACAGCACUGCGUCCUACUCAAACGCCACCCCAGUGAAAUGUAGCGUGCCCGUUCCGGAGGAGAAGUCUCAUCGCCUCAUUCCACUUUGGGUACAGUUUCUGGUCUUUCUGAUUGUUGCAGUGUUUCUGUACUUUGUGAUUUGCAACAUGGAGUCCACACAUAGUGAGCCUUUUAAACAAGUAAAGUAAAUUCCCUCUGGAUUUUAAUGGGGAAUGCAGUGUUUCAUUCACCUUUUUAAUACUUUUUCAAAAGUAUGGAAUAAAUCCAAUCCCUCUAAACGAGGAAUAUGUACUUUGCCAGUCUAAAAACUAUUUUUCCAAAGCAACACUAUAGUAUAAAGCACAGAUUUGCUUUAUUAUUUAUGUACAGUUUCUUCAGUCCAUAUUGAUUAACCCUGGGGCCGUGGCAAGAACAAAAUAUUUCGAUCAGUCGUGUUGUUUUCCAUCUAUGUACAUAAAUGACCGAACUGUCAAGAACAGAAAUUGUAUUGUAUGACUGCUGAAAUGUUAGCAUUUAGUUGGGGAUUUUUUGAAUAAAUAAAUAAAGCGUUUUAGAAGGCAUUAGAAACAUUUAGUAGAAGCUUCUGGUGGCAGAAUCUGUUACAUUUGACACUUGUAUAAGAGAGCCUGUCACUUCCUUCCGAAAUUAGCAUUUGUACUGCGUAUUCCAUGUUGUAUUUCCUGACCAUUGUUGUUAUUCACUGCAUCUAAUACUUUACAUUAUUUAAAAUAAAUUUGAUCAACCCUAUAAAAUGCAGUUGUCAUUUUAAGUUAAAAAAACAAUUCCAUCACCUUCAUACCAAAUCGAAUGUGGAAAAAACCUACUACGAAGGGCAAACAAUAGCGUACUUCAUUUAAUAUUCAGCUUGCUCAGUUGCCACCUUAGUUGCCAAAAUGAAAUAUACAAUACAGCAUUAUCGGCGGAUUUAACAGUCAAACCUGUAUCUCUGAAAUAUAAAACCUGUUUAACACCAGUGGCUCCCAAUACACGGAGCGGUACAGUUGACGAUACUGUUUAUUUACACACUUAUUGCUAAAGGACUAGAAUAAUAGGGGUCGUCUCACUACUUAAACUAGAAAACGUCUAAUCCUUUAAGGAUCAUUUAUCUGUAGGAGAUAAGACAUGGGCGUAGUGGAGCUUGUUAGUGUUACUUAGUAAAAAUAAAUAAAACGUUGGACACCCUGUGUACAUACAAACUACACAUGGACACCUGAGGAACACAUUCUUUGCAGGUUCAUUCAAGUCGCUAUUACCAUUCUGCACAUUUAAACAUGGGAUUACAGCAAUAGCCUGAGUGAAUCUGAAGUCUAGUACGAGUUCAAUGUGGACUUCAUUUCUAAAUUCCUUGCAUCCUUGGUAGGUCUUCUAUAUCCAUGAUAUAAUACAGGAGGUCCGAACAUACUACAGUGAAACUGCCACCACACCCGCUGUCCUUUCCAAUUUAUCCACAAAGUGUGUCGUUUGUUUAACAUAGUUGUGGUUAGUGUUCAGCAUGACGGUACAUCUGGUCUUACUUAACGUCCCAUCCUCAAACUGCUUUUAGUACUUUAAAGAGGGGUUGUGGGGGUAGAGCGGGGUCUACCUAU